AUGUCAUCUAACAAAAAUUUUCAAGUUUACUUAACUGGUGGUUUUGCUGCUAUAUGUGAUCUUCUUUUCGGCUAUGACACAGGAAUCAUCGCAGGCGUUCUUACAAUGUCAGAUUUCCCAUUGGCAUUUAGUGGACCAGCAAGCGUUACACGUGGUUCAUUGCCAAGUUCUGUAUCAGGUUCUAUUGUGGAUCUUGAAAAAAAAGAGAACCUUUAUUUUUCUAAUCAACUAAAUUUUCGAUAUGAACAUUGUGUUCGACUGGCUAAUCAAUUUGUUGAACAAGGUAAUGGAGCAUUCUGUUCAUCUGGACAAAACAUUCCAGGUGGACAAAGAAUACAUUUAGUCAUUCCAGUUUUAGCAGCAUAUUAUUCUGCUGGAUAUUUACCAUAA
Molecule: messenger RNA, 390 nt
Organism: Rotaria sp. Silwood2
Lineage: Eukaryota; Metazoa; Rotifera; Eurotatoria; Philodinida; Philodinidae
Source: the annotation of a GenBank genome assembly